This is a messenger RNA of Culex quinquefasciatus (southern house mosquito), 1353 nucleotides long. RefSeq lists its product as uncharacterized. Lineage: Eukaryota; Metazoa; Arthropoda; Insecta; Diptera; Culicidae. The record is from RefSeq and is a predicted model, not a curated record. The transcript is spliced from 4 exons. The coding region runs from base 1 to 1353 and encodes 450 amino acids.
AUGGUGCUGGGUUGGUUGACUUGCAUUCUGGUUGCAGUCAUGCUGGCCAACAUGAGUUUGACCGUUCUUACCGUACUGUCCAACUCUCUGGAACGUUCAACAGAGUUUGGUUUGGAAAUGUUCAUCGAGGAGUGCAACCAAAUCUGUGACGUUUACUAUCCCGAGUGUCGGGAAAAUUCCAUGCGUGGUUCGGAACUUACUGUAUACAGUAACCACCAAUACAAGGAAGGCCGCAUAGAUGAGUACCUGGAGCGUAUCUGGAUUAAUUACCUCUGUGAAACUACAGGGUGCCACUCUAAACUUGAAGGUAUUAGAUUUGCCGCCAAAGGUUCCUUUGAUCUGCUUCUCGAUCCAUCACCAAACGUCUCGCGCGUGCUGCAGCCUCUGUUCCCAUACCGUACCGUCAAGUACUCGAUUUAUGUCCGGACACCGGAGAAGCGGUUUCGAAUGUUCGCCUGCUUCUACACCUUCUCGCCUACUCUGUGGGUCGUGCUCAUAAGUUCGCUCAGCUUGAUCGCCGUCUUAACCCUGCUGAUUCAUAGCAUGCCGUUCAGCUAUAGGCCUGUCCAGGAGACCCUUCAAUCGCUGUACAAUCUGUGUGCCAACAACGGUUCAACAGAUGGUUCUUUUCGAUCGAACUCCUCCAAAAUCAUCUUUAUCGUAUGCUCAACAUUAGUUUUGAUCAUCUGGAUAUCUUUCUCGACGUUCCUGAUUGCCGAACUGGCGGUGACUCCGCCAUACCGAUUUCAUGGAGAAGUACGACAGUUUCUCAAAGGUCGAAAACUCAAAUCCAUCUGCGUUGAGCCAAACACUGCAGUUCAUGCGCGAUUGUUUAAUACGGUCCAGCCUCUGGUGAAUGCCGAUCCUUGUCCAGUUGGAUGGCCUCAUUGGUUGACUCUGCUCAACCGGGUGUGCAACUCCAAAGCUUCAAGAGUGGCAUUCGUGGAGACCAGCAGUUUCCCUCUGGAGUACCAGAUGUUCCGACAAACAUCGCUCCCUUGCAAACUUUCUGUUAUCAUGGACAACGUGUUUCAAAUUCCGAAGGCGAUCAUGGUUCGCAGGGGAUAUCCUUACAAGGAGGACAUCGGUAAAAUAUUCAUGAAAGUCACCGAGAGCGGCAUAGCUAAUUUGGUGAUCAGGCACGUUUACGACGUAAUACGCUCCAGAACGACCGAAGAAACCAUCCAAGAAGGCUAUUUGAGGAUUUCCUUGCAUCAAUUAACAGUCACGUUUUCUUUACUCGCUAUCGGAGCAGGCCUGGCAGGUGUUAUCGUCAUCCUGGAAUGGAUUGCGUACUUUCGUCAGCAACGAAACUUUAUUCGAAGGCCCAGCUCAAAAACUUUCCUGAAUUAA